GGGGCCGGUCCCGGGAAGUGCUACGUGUCUCCCAAGUCUUUAUAGCGCCUUGCCCCCAGCGCCAGUCCUUGGAGCGCAGCCUGCCUCGUCCCCCGCCGCCAGCGAGCAGCGCCCGGCCGAGCGCCAGCAACAUGUCCGAGAGCAGGAAGCCGAGGACGAAUAUCCAGAGAGCCACUAAUGUUGUAUAUCAAGCUCAUCAUGUCAGCAGAAGUAAAAGAGGCCAAGUUGUGGGUACAAGAGGUGGAUUUCGAGGCUGCACAGUCUGGCUAACAGGUCUUUCUGGUGCUGGUAAAACAACUAUUGGCUUUGCUCUGGAAGAAUUACUGCUGUCUCGUGGCAUGCCUUCCUACUCGCUGGAUGGGGAUAACAUUCGGCAUGGUCUGAACAAAAACCUAGGUUUCUCAACUGAUGACCGAGAAGAAAACAUCCGCCGUGUUGCCGAGGUUGCCAAACUGUUUGCCGAUGCUGGUCUUGUUUGCAUAACUAGUUUCAUUUCCCCUUUUGCAAAGGAUCGUCAAAAUGCAAGGGAAAUUCAUGAAAUGGCUGGUCUUCCUUUCUUUGAAAUCUUUGUAGAUGCUCCUCUAAAUAUUUGUGAAAGCAGAGAUGUGAAAGGCCUUUACAAAAAAGCAAGGGCUGGAGAAAUCAAAGGAUUCACUGGGAUUGAUUCAGAGUAUGAAAAACCAGAAUCUCCUGAACUAGUGUUGAAAACGAACAUUGCUACAGUGAAUGAAUGUAUCCAGCAGGUUGUGGAGCUGCUACAAGCACAAAACAUUGUUCCCAAAACUGAGAUUAAGGAUGUUCUUGAACUGUUUGUACCUGAAAAUAAGAUUGACCGGGCCCAAGCAGAUACUAACAUGCUGCCUAUUCUAGAGAUUACCAAGUUGGAUCUACAGUGGGUCCAAGUCCUGAGUGAAGGCUGGGCCACACCACUGAAAGGAUUUAUGCGUGAGACAGAAUAUUUGCAAGCUAUCCAUUUUGGCACCCUGAGUGAUGAUGGCGUUAUUAACCUGAGCAUUCCCAUUGUGCUCCCUGUUGCUAUGGAAGAUAAGAAACGGCUGGAUGGCUACUCUGCAUUUGCACUUCAGUAUAAUGGCCAAAGGGUAGCAAUCCUCAGAAACCCAGAGUUCUAUGAACAUAGGAAGGAGGAACGCUGUGCGCGUGUGUGGGGGACAACCUGUGUGAAGCACCCACAUAUCAAAAUGGUGAUGGAAAGUGGGGAUUGGUUGGCUGGUGGUGAUCUUCUUGUGUUAGAGAAAAUAAAAUGGAAUGAUGGACUGGAUCAAUACCGCCUGACGCCACUGGAGCUCAGACAGAAGUUUAAAGAAAUGAAUGCUGAUGCCGUAUUCGCAUUUCAGCUGCGCAACCCUGUCCACAAUGGUCAUGCUCUGCUCAUGCAGGACACCAAAAGCCAUCUGCUGGAAAGAGGUUACAAACAUCCUGUGCUUCUGCUUCACCCUCUGGGAGGCUGGACCAAAGAGGAUGAUGUGCCACUAGCGUGGCGAAUGAAGCAGCAUGCAGCUGUGCUUGAGGAACAUGUCCUAGACCCAAAGUCAACUAUUGUUGCAAUCUUCCCCUCUCCCAUGUUGUAUGCUGGUCCAACAGAGGUUCAGUGGCACUGUAGGGCUCGAAUGAUUGCUGGAGCCAAUUUCUACAUUGUGGGCCGAGACCCUGCAGGCAUGCCCCAUCCAGAGACCAAGAAAGAUUUGUAUGAGCCCACACAAGGAGGGAAGGUCCUUAGCAUGGCACCAGGCUUGGCCUCUGUGGAAAUCAUUCCCUUCAGAGUUGCAGCAUACAAUAAAGUAAAAAAGGCCAUGAUUUUUUACAGUCCAGAAAGGCACGAUGAAUUUGACUUCAUCUCUGGAACACGCAUGAGAAAGCUUGCUCGAGAAGGCGAAAAUCCACCUGAUGGGUUCAUGGCUCCAAAAGCUUGGAAAGUCUUAACUGAAUACUACAAAUCACUGGAAAAAAAUAUUAAUUCUACUUUUCCUCAGAAAUAUGGGUAUUAAGAGUGAGCUCUUGAUUGACUGAUUUACUGUAUUACAGAUCACUUAGUUUGCAUUUUCAAUAUCCUAAUGGUAGGUUAGAACAUUUUCUAAUAGGGUCAAAUUGUUUUUGAAUGUAUGUAUUUUGGGCCUGGCUCUUCUCCCACUAAAUUAUUGGUAAUUUUCCUUUCAACCUCAAAGGGACCAGCAGCCAGUCUGUUAUUUAUUUGGAUGAUUGUCCAAAGCCAUAUUAGGACUGACCAGUUGGACAUCUUUAGUGAUGUCCUAGUGGUACACCAACCCCCAAAGGUACACAGUUUGACCUUAUAGCCAUGAUGUAGUUACAUAUCCCUUAUGCUCUUUAAAUCAGUUACAAACUGGAAAUAGGAAAGAAAUGAUUGACUAUAUUUCCCUUAUUCCUUAAGAAGCCCAUCUUCUGCAAUGGGCAGAAGGAUUUUCUUUCGCACAUAUCUGGGUUUCUCUUGUCCACCACACACCCCUCUCUUUCUAAUGCCUCCUACUUAAACUUGGACUUUUCAGUCAAGAAACUGAACUAAGCUUUAUUGCAGCUCCAAGUUUAGCUUUCUACAUAAAAGACACAAUUUAAAGCAGCCCAGCUUGAGUGCCAGUGUGAGGUUGGGAGAAGUGGUGCUUUAACUUUUGAGUCCUGCAUUGAGGGCUCACAGUGGCACUUUCCCUCCCCACCAAGAACUGCGGGGGAGCUGGCCUGCUUUGACUGCAGGAAGCUGUACUAGGAGAUGCAUGAGGCCCUUAGACUACUCUCACUUCAUCUGUUUUGUACCAGUGUAAUGCCACUGACCACAGUGGAGUUAUUUCUGAUUUACACUGGUGUGUAUGAUUUACACUGUAUGUGAUUUGAGAAUCAGGAUCCGAGUUCAGCUUAUUGAAUAAAGAGGCCAAGUUUAGGAGGGGACAGUUUAAAAUAGUCUCUUCACACCCUAGAAUGUCAAGCUAGCGCCUCUUUCUUGCCACUUUCUAUCCUCUUUUCUAUAAUAAAAGCUAAUUUAGUCGAAUAUAAUGCUUCCAGUUUCCAAUAGAAAAAGAAAACAAACUGGCCACAACCUGUUUUGGAAAGGCCAUUUUGACUCCAGGAGGUUUGGGAAAGGUGUCAUUGAGAGAGCUAGAAAAAUUGAUUUUGCUAUACAGUAAAAAUUUUAGAUGUAGUGUUUAACACAUGUUCCCUUGCUUAUGCUUUCCAUAUAGGGAGGAUAGCCCCCCCUCCCCUCCCCCACACACUUUGUCCUUCUGAAAGAUUAGCUUUAAACAUUUGUUUUUCAAAUUAUGCAUAUUUACUGUAACUGCAGUAAACCCCUCCAGGCUGUGCAUUAACAGAGUAUGAAAGAAGACACUCUCCCAUCGGUUUCAUGCCCAUAAUGUACAAAAGUCAUGGAUCAACAGCCUAUUAAUGCCCAUCAUGUUGCAGCUUACUGCUGUUCUAAAGAGAGGAAAGAAAUAAGGCCCAUUCGUUUUAUCACUGUCUGCCAGAGAUUGGGGUGUGGGUGAGGAACAGUUGGCUGAAGCUCUAUCUAGAAAAAACAGGAAUGCAAAUGGCAGAUGGGAAAAUAUGGUGAAUUGUACGUGCCUCCUUAAUGGAGAGUGUGUGUUGCCUGUUGUUGCUUCAGGUGGUAAGCUGGAGGCUAGGAUCUCCAGGUGCUAUUAGACUGGGAUGUUGAUGGUUUUUUCCCCCCAUCUGUAUCUGGCCAGGAGGUUGCAACAAGUUUCUUUUGGACAUGAGUCUGGCUUCUGUGAUCACUUCUUGUUUGCCACCUUGUGAUUACUAAAGUGAACUCUUCCUUGAGCUGCAGCAUAAAUCCACCUGGAAAUGUAAGCUGGUGCAGGAUGUAGCUGAUCACUGGGGAAGCAGGCUCACCAUGCACAGACUGUACUAGUCUUCCAAUCUGCAUUAGCUGCCAUUGUGUUUUUGGGUGAUAUCGAGGUUGUUGGCUUUCAUCUUCCCUGCACCUGCCAUAUUUGUAGUCAGCAGAGGCAUUGUGUACACUGGAGACCCCUCAGUCUAGAAGAGAAGGAACUGUUAGCAGGUUGUCCGUGUGGGGACCCAGGCCUAGACUUUGUAACUCACUGCAGUAACUCCUCACUUAAAGUCGUCCUGGUUAACAUUGUUAUGUUGCAGAUCAAUUAGGGAACAUGCUCGUUUAAAGUUGCUCAAUCCUCCCUUAUAACGUUGUUUGGCAGCCGCCUGUUUUGUCCACUCUGGCAGGAAGAGCAGCCCGUUGGCGCUAGCUGGUGGGGGCUUGGAACCAGGGUGGACUGGCAGUCCCCCCAUCAGCUCCCCGCUCCCCUAAGUUCCCUGUGCGGCAGCUGCCCAGCAGGCUAUCAAUUGCCAGCAGUUCAGCUGUCCUUCCCCCCACUGUUGUGUGCUGCUCCUGCCCUCUGCCUUGGAGCUGCUCUCCAGAGCCUCCUGCUUGCUGGUGGGGAGGAGAGGGGGACUAAUGUCAGGGUGUCCCCCUCCCCCUGCACCCCGCUUACCCCAUCUCCCUUAAGCAGGGCUGGGUGGGAGGUGAAGACACUGCAGGGCUCAGGACAGAGGAAGCUUCCUGGCAGUAGCUGCUGCGGUCUCAGCUUGCUGAUUAACUUAACAAGGUAGUGUACUUAAGAGUGGUGUCAGCGUACUUAAAGGGGCAAUGCACAUCUCUCUCUCUCACACACACAGGGUGUGUCUCUGUCUGCCAGGCUGUCUCCCCUCCCUCCAUUCGUGCUGCCUUGUAGAGUGUGAGGCUACGUUAACAACCAUGGGUUAAGCCUUGAGGGCUCAGCCAAUUGCUAGUUCAUCAUUUAGCAGUAAGGCAAUAUCCCACCCUCUGACUCCACCACCUCAACCAAGCUUGGAUUUGCUUAACAUUGUUUCACUUAGUCGCAUUUUUCAGGAACAUAACUACAAUGUUAAGUGAGGAGUUACUGUACUUCCCUAGUGGCUCAAAAGCCCAAAUCUGUUGACUUAGGCUUUGGAGGUGUGUUCUAUCUACUUUCAUGGGCUUCUAGGAAGAAGAAAGCAUAUGAGAGCUGCUGAAGUAAUGGUUGGUAUUUACUGGAGACUUGUAGGAGCUUAUUACCUCCAUGAACAUGAUAUUGUGUUAUUCAUUUUCUAGGGAAAAUAUACACAGUUAUUGUAGGAAUUAAUGUGAGUGAUUUCAGUCUCUGAUCUUGCAGAUUUAUUUUUAUAUAUCUCAGAAUACUUUAAUGGGUGUCCAAAAACUGGUUAAAAGGUGUUGAAAAUGAAAUUAGCAUUCUUCUCAUUUUGCAGUUUUAAAUGUAAAAAGAUCAAUAUAUAGUAAAACAAUCAUGCUUCUGCUUGUAAUUUAGUUUAGUAAAAUAUAUAAUUAAGUGAAAUUGUUUUGCUGUGCCCAUUGUGCAAUGCACAUAAUUACAGAAGCAAUUCAGAAUGUUACUUUUCAAAUAUUUCCAGCUUCUUAUUGCUUUUAAAAAUCUAGAGUAAGGAAUCAAAAGUUGCAUUAUACCUCAAGAAAUUAAAUACUACAAAUGUAACACAGGAAGCUAAAAAUAUAUUAAACAAUAGUGCCUUUUAUAUUCAGGCCCUCUGGCAGGGAACUGAAAGAGAAAAGUAAUACUGUGACUUUUAAUUAAUAUUUGAUAUUUUUAAAAGUGGUGUUGCAUUUUUUUUAACCUUAAAACAAAGAAGUGGUCUGUGAAAAAGCAGUAAACCCAAACGGUUACAGCAAAACAAUUUACUACACUAUUUUAAAGGAAUAAUUUGAGUCCAUUCGCUAGUAUUUUUAUAGUAUAUUUAUUAAAGACAAGACUGGAAUUUGUGCUUUGACUGAUGCAUCUCAUGAGUCAUAAUAUAUUCUGAACUUGACACUCUAUUAAACAUUCACUUUUAGUACAAAUAUA
Molecule: messenger RNA, 5873 nt
Organism: Caretta caretta (loggerhead turtle)
Lineage: Eukaryota; Metazoa; Chordata; Testudines; Cheloniidae
Gene: PAPSS2
Product: 3'-phosphoadenosine 5'-phosphosulfate synthase 2
Biological process (GO): sulfate assimilation; 3'-phosphoadenosine 5'-phosphosulfate biosynthetic process
Molecular function (GO): ATP binding; adenylylsulfate kinase activity; sulfate adenylyltransferase (ATP) activity
Source: RefSeq, a predicted model, not a curated record